This is a messenger RNA of Eremothecium cymbalariae DBVPG#7215, 522 nucleotides long. RefSeq names its product DNA-directed RNA polymerase I subunit RPA14 (gene RPA14). Lineage: Eukaryota; Fungi; Ascomycota; Saccharomycetes; Saccharomycetales; Saccharomycetaceae. The record is from RefSeq and is a predicted model, not a curated record. The transcript has a single exon. The coding region runs from base 1 to 522 and encodes 173 amino acids.
AUGCUCAAGGGUAACAGAAGGCCUGCGGUUAACUCUUUGAACCAUCCGGUUGCUAUUCAUGCGGUCGGAAAGCCUGAGCAUUUCAGCAAGUCAGAGGCGUUGAAAUUUCUGUCUGAUUUCAUAGAAUCGAAGGAGAGUACGCAUAGUUUCAUGCUGAAUUCUGAGGCGAAUGAUGUUGCGGUAAGGUCUGGAGGUAUUUCUGGGGAUAUUACGGUUGAUACGAGUUUGUCUAGUGUGCUGCCUCAGUUGAAACGGAUUGAGAGGGAUUUAAAGGGCUUACCGCCUGCGAUUUUGGAGGGUACUGAACAGGGGGAGGAUGAAUAUCCUAAGAGGCUAGUGACCAAGAGUUUGACGGGUGGCACUAAGAGAAAGUUUGAGGAUGAGGAUCGAGGAACGGCUACAACCACGAUGAGUCCUGAUCCUAUAGAUGAGCAUUCGGCGCUGAGUUCUACACUUGCUGAUGAGAAUAGUGCAGAUGAGGAUGACAGUGUGGGAUCUGUUGCAAAGAAAGUAAGGAAUUAG